Oxyura jamaicensis (ruddy duck) is the source of this 823-nucleotide messenger RNA. RefSeq names its product BCAS2 pre-mRNA processing factor (gene BCAS2). The transcript has 7 exons. Gene Ontology annotation, biological process: mRNA processing. The record is from RefSeq and is a predicted model, not a curated record. Gene Ontology annotation, cellular component: catalytic step 2 spliceosome; Prp19 complex; precatalytic spliceosome. Lineage: Eukaryota; Metazoa; Chordata; Aves; Anseriformes; Anatidae. The coding region runs from base 72 to 749 and encodes 225 amino acids.
GGGCUUGCGCGCAGGCGCUGCGGGGUGGAGGCGCGGAGUUGGCGCAGGCGCGGGGCGGGGCCGGGCGGGCGAUGGCGGGGCCGGGGUUGGUGGCGGGCGACGUGGUGGUGGACGCGCUGCCCUACUUCGACCAGGGCUACGAGGCGCCGGGCGUCCGCGAGGCGGCCGCGGCGCUGGUGGAGGAGGAGACGCGGCGGUACCGGCCGACCAAGAACUACCUCAGCUACUUGCCGGCGCAGGACUACAGCGCCUUCGAGACCGAGAUCAUGAGGAACGAGUUCGAGCGCCUGGCGGCCCGGCAGCCCCUGGAGCUGCUCAGCAUGAAGAGGUACGAGCUGCCGGCCCCGUCCUCCGGCCAGAAGAACGACAUCACGGCGUGGCAGGAGUGCGUGAACAAUUCUAUGGCGCAGCUGGAGCACCAGGCCGUCCGCAUCGAGAACCUGGAGUUAAUGUCUCAGCACGGCUGUAAUGCUUGGAAGGUGUACAAUGAGCAUCUGGUUCAUAUGAUAGAACAAGCCCAGAAGGAGCUUCAGAAGUUGAGGAAAAACAUUCAAGAUCUGAACUGGCAACGAAAGAACAUGCAGCUCACAGCUGGGGCUAAGCUACGAGAAAUGGAAUCUACGUGGGUGUCUCUUGUCAGUAAAAACUAUGAGAUUGAACGAACAAUUGUGCAGCUGGAAAAUGAAAUAGCACAAAUCAAACAGCAGCAGGGGGAAGCAAACAAGGAGAACAUCCAGCAGGACUUCUGAGGGAGUCCACUCCGGGAGCCACUUCCUCUUUCUGUAUUUCCAUUUUUGCCUCUAAUAAACGUUGUUCUGCCGGC